AAACCUAAUUAACCAAUUUGGCUCAGUGCCAAUGACGUCUGAGAAUCUUUCUUCCUUCUUCUUCCUCAAUUUCUGUACAGAAACGAGAGCUUUCCCCAUCCUCCAGCACUCCGUUUCCCCAUUCCCGAUCUGGUGUUCGACGAAAUUCCCCAUAAACAGAACAGCGUUCAAUAUGGGCAAGAGAGGAGGGGCGAAGAAUUCCUCCCAUUUGGGGUCUAGGUCUCAGAAUAAUCCGAUAUCAUUGAGGGAAGAAGCCACCGGAAAAAUACAAACAAAGCCAGCUUCAAACAUCAAGUCGAACUUGAGAGUUGACCACUUGAAGAAGCUUGCAGUGUGGGCCACUAAUGACACUCCCAUACUGUCUCUCGGUGCCUUCUAUGGCCAGCAUUUGGCCACGGUAGCGGAGGCCGCGGGAGUACCGCCUGAUUCUUCUUUAACUACUUGCCAAAGAUGUGAAACCGUCCUUCAUCCUGGAUUUAAUUCAACUGUACGAAUUGAGAAGAGCAGAUCAAAGGUCAGGCAUAGGCACAAGUCUGGUAACAUCAGUCAAAACAACAUAGUGUACACGUGUAAUUUCUGUUUACAUAAGAAUCUCAAGAAAGGGACCCCAAAGGGACAUCUAAAAGGAAUAUGUCCAUCAAAAGAAAAACCAUCCUUAGAAUUAACACCAAGGAGACCCAUCACACACGAGUCUUCCAAAUUUGAGAAAGGCAUUGUAAGCAAGGAUGAAGCUAAUGAAAUAGAUGUGUUUGCUUCACGAGUUGCCGCGAAGGAUGUUGCCCUUGUAGACGGUCUGCCAACUCCGUCGUGUUCAAGCACACCAACCUUGUCAGAAGGAAAGAAGAGGAUGAGAAAUAGUUCCACAUCCAAGAAAGCAAUUGAAACUGCAAGCUUGUCUGCAAAAGUAGAAGGAAAACCUCUGAGCACAGCAAGCAAAAGGCGAAGAAAAUCUUGGAUUAGUUUAAAAGAUAUUGCUAAGGGCAAGGAGCAUGACAACAAUCAAGUUGCUAAUUUGACAAUCCCAUUCUUUUUAUAGUUAGGGAGGUUUUUACAUAGGUCAUUUGUUUGUAGAUUAUGCUUGAAGAAUGAAGACUUCGUGUGUCUCUACUGAACACACUUUCAAUCAAUUUGAAUGUUUAAAUUAUUGCUUUUGAAUCAUUUUGAAAAAAAUUGCUUGUAAUA
Lotus japonicus is the source of this 1182-nucleotide messenger RNA. RefSeq lists its product as uncharacterized. The transcript is spliced from 3 exons. Lineage: Eukaryota; Viridiplantae; Streptophyta; Magnoliopsida; Fabales; Fabaceae. Bases 32 to 1036 code for a protein of 334 amino acids. Gene Ontology annotation, biological process: RNA processing. The record is from RefSeq and is a predicted model, not a curated record.